GCUGGCUCCUGUCUCUGGGGACUCUCGAAUGAUUCUGGCUUAUCAUGUCACUGAGCAGAGCUGGGGGAAGCCAAAACUCGGAAUCUGCUGGCAAGGAAAAGAACGAAGAAAAAAAAAUGGCAGGGAGGGGCAAUCCGGCAGGGGAGGAAAUAAAAAGAAAGAGAGGGAAAGACAAGCGUCAUUUAGGAAGAGGUAGAAUAAAAGCAAGAGCUCCAGGAUCUAAAACCCUCCGUUCAGUAUCCUAUUUUAUAUCUUUUCUUUUCCCCAGAGGAGAUCCCUGCCUUGUCAUUUUGGUGACAGACCUGCUAUUACAGGCUCUCUUCCCAGAAGUUACAGAAGAAGCGCUUCUCUUCAGUCCCUUCCAAGUUCACUGGUCUCCCUGGUAAUGGAUUACUUCUCUCUGAGCUUCCACUCUGGUGAGACUGCCCAGGACUAGUCCGUGAACCCAGCUAGGAAACUCCAUUGUAAAAAUGGCGGACGAGCCCAUAAAGGAAAUCCUGGGAACCCCGAAGUCUCCCAAGCCAGCGACAAUGGAAAAGAGCCCCAAGAGUGAAGUCGUGGUCACUAUGGUUCCCCUGGUCAGCGAGAUUCAGCUGACGGCUGCCACGGGGGGUACCGAGCUCUCCUGCUACCGCUGCAUCAUCCCCUUCGCCGUGGUGGUCCUUAUCGCGGGUGUGGUGGUCACCGCCGUGGCUUACAGCUUCAAUUCUCAUGGCUCCAUCAUCUCCAUCUUAGGCCUGGUCCUUCUCUCCUCGGGACUGUUUCUCUUAGCCUCCAGCGCCUUAUGCUGGAAGGUGAAACAGAGGAGCAAGAAAGCCAAAAGGCGGGAGAGUCAGACGGUUCUCGUGGCAAAUCAGAGAAGCCUAUUUGCUUAGGACUGAAGGAGACCAAAUGCGAUGCACGGCCUGAGGACCUGCUCUCACUUCAUCAGCCCAGCCUAGUGCGGGAGAGGACUGACUUGGCAUUGCUAUAGACUGACCGUGGAGGGCGGACGGAACUCAUCUGUGAGCAAAGACAUGUGUCUUCUUUUAUGACAAACUUAACUCUAAGGGCUAUUUCUAAGACUGAAUAAUCAGCUUUUUCUCCAUAUUAAAUAUUUUAGGGGUCAUGGGAGGUGGGGGGCAUUCAAAAACAUUUGCUUUACCUUCAAAAGGAGACAAGAGAAGAUGAGUUUGGGGACACCAGCAACCUGGCUGCAAAAGAGAUAUCCCAUGCUUUUAGGAAGUUGUAUCAUAAAAAUGUUCUGCUGGGAGUCUAAACUGCCUUGAACUUUGCAUACUCUUGUGAAAUUCUGUGAUAAUUUUUUUUUUCUGAAAAGUUGAUUCUCUGACGUCUAUUUCCCACUUUCAGUAACUCAUCACCGGUGGUACUUUUCUUGAAGAAUAAACUAAUAUUUUGUAUGUUUUAACAUUGGAUAGUUUUUAGAUGAUAGUAAUUAUAUGUCAGAACUUUUUUAAUAAAAGGUGAAAAGUGUGGCUACUAGAUGACAUGGGGGAUAAAUUAAUAUUAAAAUAAUCUAAUAUAGCACUUUUGAUGAUUUUUGUAUUGAAGUUUAAAUGUACAGUUCAUUCAAAAUAAUAAAUACUUAUUGCUGCUGAAAUGUCUUAAA
Messenger RNA from Phacochoerus africanus (Common warthog), 1609 nucleotides. It is a transcript of the gene TMEM100, whose product is annotated as transmembrane protein 100. Bases 471 to 875 code for a protein of 134 amino acids. Lineage: Eukaryota; Metazoa; Chordata; Mammalia; Artiodactyla; Suidae. The record is from RefSeq and is a predicted model, not a curated record. The transcript is spliced from 2 exons. Gene Ontology annotation, biological process: cellular response to BMP stimulus.